Cryphonectria parasitica EP155 is the source of this 492-nucleotide messenger RNA. RefSeq lists its product as uncharacterized. The record is from RefSeq and is a predicted model, not a curated record. The coding region runs from base 1 to 492 and encodes 163 amino acids. The transcript has 6 exons. NCBI's taxonomy places the organism in Eukaryota, Fungi, Ascomycota, Sordariomycetes, Diaporthales, Cryphonectriaceae.
AUGCUCUACGAUGUUGAAGGGGCUAAGCCUGAAGAGGACCAGACAUGCGAGACAUGGGGGGGGGGCGUGUGGUUCCGGACGAUCACAGAGAGGGCGAGGGCGAGGGAGAGGGAGAGGGAAAAGCGGAGGACAGGCAAGGGCAGGGAAGAGACAGCGAGAGAGAUGGGUGCUACCCAUAAUACAAUCCAUGGGGGCUCCAUAGGAGUGAGAGGAAAAUGGAGCUUUGGGCAUGGGCAAAGGGCGAAAGAGGGGACCUGGAGCCAAGACCUGGGCCCUCUCUGGGAGCUCCAUUCUGUGCGCAGUGACAGGGAGGAGAAGAGCAAAGACAUGGUCGACGACAAGGGGCACCUUGGGGAGGAGGGACCCGCUGCGGGUUACGGAUGGCGUCUGCUGGGUGCUGGGGGACCCGUCGGCGAUGGAGGGGAGACAUGUACUACCAAGGCGUACUAUAAUGGCCACAUGCGAACCACAUCACGCACGCUAUGCACGUAG